AUGUCUAGGUUUAAGCGGAAAUGCGCUACUUUGCACGGGACAACCUUUUCCGGUCCUCUUUUCAGCUUCCCGUGCAACAUGACUAAGAAGAGAAGGAAUAACGGUCGUGCCAAGAAGGGCCGUGGGCACGUGCAGCCCAUCCGCUGUACCAACUGUGCUCGCUGCGUCCCCAAGGACAAGGCCAUCAAGAAGUUUGUCAUCAGGAACAUUGUGGAGGCUGCAGCUGUGAGAGACAUCUCUGAGGCUAGUGUCUUUGACUCAUAUGUUCUGCCCAAGCUCUAUGUGAAGCUGCACUACUGUGUCAGCUGCGCCAUCCACAGCAAAGUGGUGAGGAACCGCUCCUGUGAGGCCCGGAAAGACCGCACCCCACCACCUAGAUUCAGGCCCAAUGCUGGUGCACCAAGAGCUCCUGCAAAACCCAUGUAA
This is a messenger RNA of Nerophis lumbriciformis (worm pipefish), 426 nucleotides long. The record is from RefSeq and is a predicted model, not a curated record. Lineage: Eukaryota; Metazoa; Chordata; Actinopteri; Syngnathiformes; Syngnathidae.